Molecule: messenger RNA, 1814 nt
Organism: Syzygium oleosum
Lineage: Eukaryota; Viridiplantae; Streptophyta; Magnoliopsida; Myrtales; Myrtaceae
Product: probable WRKY transcription factor 53
Exons: 3
Coding region: 423-1526 (367 amino acids)
Biological process (GO): regulation of DNA-templated transcription
Cellular component (GO): nucleus
Molecular function (GO): DNA-binding transcription factor activity; transcription cis-regulatory region binding
Source: RefSeq, a predicted model, not a curated record
UGACCACCCUCGGCCACCGUCUCCCUUCCUUCCUCAGGGUGCUCCACUUCUUUUCUGAUAUUUCUUGGAUCAUCUUCUUGCUUCUUCCGAACCCGUUCGAGACGCGAAAGUUCCGUCUCUCUCUUUUGUGUUUUUCUCGUGUUGUGAAUCCCUUCUCAGAUCUGUUUAGACCGGCCCGGAUCUGAUUUUUAGCUCCCGCCAAUCUCAGGGUCUUGUAGUUUGUGAGGAAACCAUCGCCAGUUCUUUUGCUGUUUUAACCGCUUCUGCUGUGCAUGCUUCCUGGCCUUCUCUUUCUUGGCAUUCUUGUUGCUCGAGGUCUUUUGCUCGAAGAGCAUCUGAUCUCUGAUGCAACUAGCCUUUGUGCGUCAGAAACAGCUUGAAAACCGAGUCGUCUUUUACGUUCUCGUUGAGGUUUUGAAGUCAUGGAGAAUAUGGGAGAAUGGGAAAAGAUGAACUUGCUGAAUGAGCUUAUACAGGGCAGGGAGCUGACCAAGCAACUCCAACACCAGCUCCAUUUAGCUGUUUCAUCAUCGUCUUCUUCUUCAUCACACGAUCAAACCCAAGAAAUGCUCAUCCACAGGAUCCUGGCCUCAUACGAUAAGGCGCUGUCCAUGCUCAACGCGGAGGCUCCGGGUGGAGGGUGUCCGCGCCGGAUGUCGGAGUCUCCCCCUUCGCUCGGCGGGAGCCCGAUGAGCGGAGGAGACUCAGACCGGGAUCUUAAUGAUGGUUCCACUCCUAGGAAGAGAAAGGCGAUGCAGCGGUGGACAAAGCGGGUCCAUGUCGCUCCAGGCACAGGACUCGAAGGGCCACUUGACGACGGAUUCAGUUGGAGGAAGUAUGGUCAGAAGGACAUUCUUGGAGCCAAGUAUCCACGGGGCUACUAUAGGUGCACUCAUAGGAAUGUCCAAGGUUGUUUGGCUACCAAGCAAGUGCAAAGAUCCGAUGACGACCCCACUGUCUUCGAGAUCACAUACCGCGGAAGGCACACGUGCAGUCACCACCCCGCCACCGUAGUCCCUCCUCCGCUACCUGAAAAUCAAACUGAUUCCAAUGCCUCCGUCGAUGCCGCCCCUCUCCAAGUCAUACAGCCGCAACCCCAGCCAAACCAAACCCAUUCACAAGACAUUGCGUUCGACUUCCGUGGAGGCCUCACGGUCCUAACUCAGACCUUGGACUCCAAGAACGACAAUCACAACCUAACUUCUUCAAUGUUCAAUUUCCCUUCCACCCCGGAUAACAUUUUCGGCAUCAUGAGUAACAACAGCGACUUCUCUAGUAUCCCUCAUUUCCUGCCUUCGUCAACUUCCGGGACCAACUGCUUCUCAGUGUCUCCAGCUAGGUUAGACGGUUUCCAGGUCGGCCCGAGUUUCGGCGCUCCAGAAUCCGAGCUCAGUAUGAUUGUCUCGGCCGCUACUUCAGGGAACAACUCUCAAGCAACAGUACGUUCGGAUUCAGAUCUUCCGCUUCGGGGCAUGGAGUUCGCUAACGAGGACAUUUCCUUUGACAACCCCGGAUUCUUUCCCUAAAUUUUGAACCGAAAUAAUUUAGGAAACAAUGUGGUAAUGUCAAGAGUUAUAGUUAGGUUUGGCCUUUAGGCAGCAUUUCCAGGUUUUAGCUAGCAAGCAAGCAAAGCCAGAAACGAUGAUGUCUCUUUACUCACCUGUAAUUAUACUUCAUCAAAUUUAAUUACUUGGUCGACGGGUAUUAUAGGUGACUUUCCAUUUUUAAGUUUUCUCUUCCUGUGAUCUCGAUUGCUCGUGUUACGUGAUUGUAUUCGGCUUGGCAAGAAUAAAAAGAUUUGACUGUUUACCGUA